Molecule: messenger RNA, 1218 nt
Organism: Saccostrea echinata
Lineage: Eukaryota; Metazoa; Mollusca; Bivalvia; Ostreida; Ostreidae
Exons: 6
Coding region: 47-1135 (362 amino acids)
Source: RefSeq, a predicted model, not a curated record
CUCAUAGCCGUUCAAUUAUUCUUUUUAUCCAUAAUCGAGAAAGGCAAUGUUCUUACUGAAGACGUUGUUGUGUAUUAGUUUUGCAACCGCAGGAAUCCUCAGUCAAACUUGUGACAUAACUUCUGCCAACAAAUGCUGGUCUCCACUUACUGCCACGAUGGGGGAUUUAGUCCCAAGCUCGACCCCAAAGCAUAUUUCUCCAUCUUUUAAAGUCAAUAAUGUAUGCAGCGGACUUCAUAAAGUGUUCAGUUGUUCUGAAAAGAAAAUGUCGGCAUGCAAUCCAGAAGACCGUCUUCUUUAUGAUACUGCGAAAUCAUCGAGUACCUUCCUCUGCACACAGGGAAAACAAGGAUAUAUUGAGCAUGCCCACUGCCUGUUUAGCGACGCUUCACACAAGAGUAUGAAGAAAUGUACAUCUGAAGCAGUGACUUUGAUCCAAAACUUCAUUCUACCGAUGUCUGAUCUCUCGGAAUUAAAAGGAAUAUCAAAGGAAUUAUGUGGGUUUGCCUCCGCUGUUCGUUCCUGUCUUCUUCUAACAGCAAAAGAAAAUUGUGGGGAACCUGCUGCCUUAUAUCUUCAGCAAUACAUUGAUGCCACAAUUAAACCAAUGUCUGACUUUCUGUCCUGCUCAUCGCCUAAAUCAGUACAAGAUGUGACAUAUUUUCCCUCCUCUGAUAAAUUAAGAGGUAAAACUGUGACUCAAACAACAAUGAUCCCAACACUUCAAAGCACCCCAAACAUCCCUAGUUCCUUUAUCAGCCCAAGUGGACCAAAUGCAGACAUUUUAAACGCCAUACAACCUGAAGAAAUUGUGCAAAGUAUUCAAACAAACGUGCCAAAAUGUGACCGAUAUUGUUUUGUUUUCAAACAUGACUUAUCACCGUCCUUAAAACCGGGAUAUGAUGAUUGGUGUGAAAUUAACUGUCGCCAGGGAUUCUGUCCACAGCGGACGUGUACAUGUAACUGUAACCCAGUGCGGAGGAAGAUUGUGUGUGAAGCGAUGGACCUGAGAUUUAAGAUGCAAUCACGUGGUUCAGAGUGGUGUAAUGCUGUUUGUAAGCAAGGGUUUUGUCCAAGGAAUUACUGUAAAUGUAGAGUUGAACUGGAAUCACAAUAUGUUCCAUCUCCACUGUGAUUAUUUUCAACUGCUUCAAACUUGGAAUCAAUUCUACCUCAGCAUUUUAAAAAACGCAAUACUUGAAAGAAUUACUUGCUAUG